Adineta ricciae is the source of this 978-nucleotide messenger RNA. The record is from the annotation of a GenBank genome assembly. NCBI's taxonomy places the organism in Eukaryota, Metazoa, Rotifera, Eurotatoria, Adinetida, Adinetidae.
AUGCUUACUACUGAACCCUUAUUUCUUAGUUAUCCAGUCGAUGAUAUUCCUUUGAUACUCUCGACUGAUGCUAGUGGCAUCGGCCUUGGAGGUGCGCUACAACAGGAGGCAGAAGGCGAAAUCCACAACUUGUAUUAUCAUUCGCAACUCAUGACUCCUACCAAACGUAAAUAUACUACUAUCGAAAAAGAAGCCCUUGCAAUUUAUAAAUGUUUUGCAAGAAUGCGAACCUUUUUGUUAGGUCGUACUAUUAUUCUUCGUACAGAUCAUUGUCCACUCUGUCAUAUCAUGGAAAAAUCAGUUCAUAAUAAACGCGUAGAUCGUAUUACUCAUUUGAUUCAAGAAUAUAAUAUUGAUAAAGUUAUCCAUAUCACAGGCAAAGAGAACUGUCUUCCUGACUUUCUCUCACGUUAUGCGAAUGAUAUCGACGAUGACCUUUUCGAAAUUGAUUAUGGUUUAGAGAAUAAACAGAGUAUACUUGCUUCCAUGAUAGCGAAGCUGCAGGACUCCCAGGACAACAACUGGGAUGAGUACUUGCAAGCGGUCGUGUUCGCGUAUAAUACAGGUACACAUAAGACGACAAAAUAUUCUCCUUACGAGCUUCUCUAUGGACGUGCUCCUCGUUUACCGAUCACUAUCCGUCCAUCACAUUUUACCUUUUCGAAGCCCAAUGACUACUUUGAGCAGCUACGCAAGACGUUACGCAUUUAUCAGAAGGCUGCACAUGAUCAUAUACUUAUCCAACAGAGCAAUGCCAAACGACGCUACGAUCUUAAUCGAGCCGAUCCGCAUUAUUGUAUUGGAGAUAGUGUUCUUAUAAGAUUACCUGGUAAUCGCGGAAAGUUAGAUCCUAGAUUCUCACUUAUCCCACACGUAAUUACUACGGUGAAUCAUCCUACCUAUGAAGUACAGGAUCUCGAGACGGACACCUAUACACAAGUUCAUGUGAGUGAUAUCAGAUCCAUUGCACUUGACUAA